Molecule: messenger RNA, 2921 nt
Organism: Nilaparvata lugens (brown planthopper)
Lineage: Eukaryota; Metazoa; Arthropoda; Insecta; Hemiptera; Delphacidae
Gene: chic
Product: profilin
Exons: 4
Coding region: 546-926 (126 amino acids)
Cellular component (GO): cell cortex
Molecular function (GO): actin monomer binding
Source: RefSeq, a predicted model, not a curated record
UCAUGAAUGGCUGCCGGUUUAGCCGUAAUAAGAAUCAUAAAGAAUAGAGCACCAUAAUACUCGAUUGUUUUUUGUGUAAUGUUUUAUCCACUUGAAAGUAAUAGGUGUUUGGAACGUAUUUUUCUCUUAUUAAAAAUUUUAUCAACGUCACAUUCUAGACUACAAAAUUCUGCACUAGCGCCAUCUGUAACGAUGAAGAUUAGAGAAGUGAUGAAUACAGGAAGUCAUUCACCAAAGAAUAUAGUUCUCAUCCAAAAUUGAAUGGAGAAAAAAGUAUGGAAUUUUAUGGAUAGAUAUGGUAAUAUUUUAAUAUUUGCUCCAUACUCAUGUGAUUCCUGGUCAACAAUACCAAUCUGAAGGCUAUUUGAAAUUUGAUCAUUUGCCGCGGAGUACUACAUCUUACUUUUGCUCUCGUGCACACUCAUCCGGCGAACAGACACAGUCACAGACACUAGACAGUGAAUGCGAGUACCGAGUAGUGAUCGCGAGAAGUUGGUGGUUGUUCUAAUUGUGAGUGCCAAGGAAAUUAUCAAGUGUAGUGCACAAUGAGCUGGCAGGAUUAUGUUGAUACGCAAUUAGUAGCAACAAAGUGUGUUACAAAAGCAGCCAUCGCUGGAUUAGAUGGAAAUGUUUGGGCAAAAACAGACGGAUUUGAAGUCUCAAAAGAUGAACUAUUAAAAUUGGUUAACGGUUUCGAAACUGAAGAUCUCCUAACGUCGUCAGGAGUGACGCUCGAGGGAUGCAGAUACAUAUACCUUUCUGGAACAGACAAAGUAAUUAGAGCGAAACUCGGCAAAACCGGUGUACAUUGUGUAAAAACGCAAAAAGCAAUUGUCGUAUCUUUGUAUGAAGAUCCUAUCCAACCACAGCAAGCUGCAUCCGUAGUUGAAAAGCUUGGAGAUUACUUAGUGGGAUGUGGCUUUUAGAGGACGUGUGCGACGUGUUCCGAGUGGAGUGCAGUGUCACGUGAAGCUAGGCAUUUUCAAAAUACAGCGAACAGAACAACAAAGUUUGCAUCGGGACAUAACAUCAAUGUAAUUAAUUAUAUGGACUGCAUUUUUCUACUAUCGAAUGGAAAUUAUAUAAUUAUAAUUAUUAUCAUUAUUGCUAAAAACGAGCACAGUCGCCAGUGUAAAUUUGGUGGCAAUCAUGGAAAAUCUGUGUAAGUGUGCAAAUGUAAAGGAGAUGCAGAAGAAAUACCGUAUGCAAAGGAAACUUGUAUUAAAUCAGUGUAAGGAAAACAAGGUCACACACUACUAACGAUCGGAAAUUCAUGUAAUAUUUAUACCUUCAAUUAUAUUUGCCCUUACCACUUUUUUUAAAUUAAAUAUUGCCAAUUUUUACAGAAUUUUAGUAAUUUUUCAUUGUAUAAAUACUUUCUUUUGAAAGGGCAAAACUUUCCUUACCGUUUUCCUUGGUGUGGUAAGAGAAAUAGAAUUGUAUUUGAAUACUCCAUUUCAGACGAUUGUCCCAUUUGCAAACGUUUCGGCAAACUAUUAUCAUCGUCUGAUAUGCUUAUGUAACAUAUAUGAAAGUAUGGUAAACUCUAGUCUCAGUAAUGAUGAUUAUACAUAUGAUUGUCGCAGGAAUUUUGGAUAAUCUGAGCUGUAAUUUCUCGUUUAAUUCUUCCUUUAAGAGAUGCAUUACUAGAGAAUGUCAGCUAUGGUUGAAAAUUGUAAAUGAGAGAUUGCUGGUUGCAAGAGUCGCUGCAUCCAAGUCAGAGUACUCACAUGAUGCAGCUCUUUGUAUCAGCUGAGCACUUUGUCUUUGUGGAAGAGAUAAUCUUCGAAUUCUAGCGACCUUGAAGAUUGUUUUUUGUGCGCGGCUUUUGUAAACAGGCACUGAUAAGCGUGAAACGCUUACGGCAACAGUUCUGUUCGCUUGAAUGUUUGUGAUCAAUAAUUUUUUAUAUUGAUUAAGGUAUGUUGACAAAAUAAUUUACAAACCAACCAACGAGUGUGACUGUCAGACUUAUCUGUUUCAAUAAAAUCAUAAUUUAUAUUUGGAGGCUCUAUUUAAUCUAUUUAGGCGGAAAUCAAUGCUCAUUUUUGUGCUACUUUGUAAUAAUUGAAACUGCGAUUCAAGUUUAUCAGUGUUUUGUUACAUUUUUUAAUUGAAUAAAAUAAUCGAUAAUAAACAUGAUUAUAGUAAAAAUCUUUUCUCUGAUUAUUGUCAUGUUCGUAUUCGAACAACUACCAUCGAAUUUCUACUGCAUUUCAUUUCAUUGAUUAGUUGGCAUUUUAUGAAAAUAUUGUAAAAAUUUGUAAAUGAAAUGACAAAAUUUCUAGUGUUUUCUAAUUAUUUAAUUUUUAUUCAGUUUUCUUUUUAGUUUUGUAUCGGCGGAAUAAUAAAUAAUUGGAAUGGGAAUUUGAUAUCUCGUUCUGCAACUUCAUUUUGCAAUUGCAAUAGAAUUACAAGCAGCAGUUUUACUGGAAAAGAAAAAGCAAAGCAAAGAAUAGUUUCAUCUCAAACCAGAAUUACCGUACCGUGGUUUUAUAAAAUAUCAUGUCGCUUAUGAAAAUUGCAUAAUAAAUUGAUAGAAAAUUAUUUAUAUAUAUAUGAAUUAUAAAUGUGAGUGAAUGUGCGUAUGCGUGGAUGCGUGUUUAUGUGUGAGUGUGUGCGUGCCUGUGUUGGAUGCGCUGCGUGCGUGUAUCACUCUGCCUACCAUUAAACAGUGUAAAAAUGUUGGUUGUGCGCAUGCGCGUGCGUGAAUCAGGGCUAUUUGUUGUGAAAGGCGUUUUUAUAAGUGUGCCAAUAUUUAAACUUUUGCAUCUCUACCGCUGGAUUUACUACAAUUAUUGCAUUUUUUUAAUGUUAAAAAAUUUUAAUUUCUAUUGAUUUUCUUGAAUGGAUUUGUAUCUCCCGAAAAUGGGCCCCUUGAAUUGAGAUAUUAAUAAAUGAAGUUGCAUUUAUAAAAAACA